Messenger RNA from Ectocarpus sp. CCAP 1310/34, 3863 nucleotides. The record is from the annotation of a GenBank genome assembly. NCBI's taxonomy places the organism in Eukaryota, Phaeophyceae, Ectocarpales, Ectocarpaceae.
GCAUCGCUCUCUUCCCCACGACUCGCUGACACUUGUGCGUUUCCGGCGUGAAGUAGCAAUGACACCUGCCGCUGGAAAGACGUUCCUUGCCAUAUUGUCGGCCCUGUCAACGCCAGCGACGGGCUUCUUGGUCACGUCCGCCCAACGUCGACUUCUUGCGAGCGCGCCCAUUUCUCGUCCUCUUCCAAGUGCAACCCUCGCACAUCGAAGCGGUAAGUGCCCCCAGCAGUACCUUUCGAGCUGCGGCGCCUCCUCCCGUCGUUCCUCCCUUUCCACCCUCGAGCCGUCGCCGUCGCGGAGACGUUGUUUCGCCGCCGGGGUGUCAGGGCCGCUGCGAAUCGGGUUGGAGGAUUGCCCGAGCGAAGAAGAGUGCGAGAUCGUGUACGACGACGACGACGACGACGGCAUUGACGAAGGGGCAUCCUCGCCGGAGGUAUCGGAGGAGAAGACGUCGGAAGCCAAAGGAGCGGGCGAAAGUCCGCUUAAGACUAGCGAUAGGGACAGCGGUAGCGAUAGCGAUAGAGUUGAGGGGCCAGAAGGCGACGAGGGUGCUGUCGAGGGGAAGCAGCAGCAGCAACAGCAGGGAAGCAUGAGCCUGCCGGAGGUGGAUCGGGAGGGGUUGGAACACAAGGAAAAGGUUUUAGAUGACGGUUACGAGAAGCAGGAUAUGGUAAAGUGGAGGGAGGCCGAGGUGGUGACCAACACCGCCGCUUCAGCUGACGACCGAUGUCGCCUGCUGACGCUGUCGCUUGUGGGGGGCGUCGGGCUGGAGUAUGAAUUUUCGAGGGCGACUUGGCUUGAGAAUUACAAGGUUCCGGGGCAGUUCGUGGGCAUCCGGCUAGACGAGGGCGGGGACAACGGGGUUGCCGGGUGUCUUGUUGCGGUCUCUACGGAGCCUACCUUGGUGAGGCAAAAGAACGGGAACGUGGAGGUGCUGGUGACGGAGGAGCCGAGCUUUCGACUCAAAGGCGACACACGCGGACCGGCGGAGGAAGCCAAGGGUCGCUCUCUGGCUUCCCUAGAGGAAGGGGAUAGGGUUAAGAUCAGCGACUUCAUGGGCCGGGGGUUCUCUUCGUUGUUCGUAGGGUGGAUAGGCCUGCAGUCUGCUCUUCAGGAACAGCGGGACAUUGUAAUAGUGGCAUCAGGCGCUAGGGGGUUAGGCUCUGUCAAGCCCGUGCUCGACUGGCCUCCCGUCCAGGCUCAUGCCGGUAUCAAGAAGGUGAGUGUCUUCCUGGAGUUUGAAAGCCCAGCUGCGGCGCCGUUCAUCAACGAGUCAGGCGGCUGGAGGUCAUCGGGCAUUCGUGUGACCCAGUGCUACACGGCCAAGACUAACGAAAACCCCGUCAGCGCAGCGAUGUUCUCCCACGGUUCGGGGCUCGCGGGCGCCGUAGGAGGAAACCCGGGCGCGGCUUCCUUCCUGAUGGCGGGGUUGCCGGGAAAACGGGCUAUGGAGUUGACGGACCGAUUAACGGACCAUGGCGUCGACCCUAGCCGGCUCCUGUUCAACGACUUUUUCUAGUGAACUUUUUUUGAGAUUUUUAGGACACGAGCCGGCCCUUAUGCUCAACGAAUUUUUCCAGAGAGACCAACGGCUCUCUGUUGGUCGUCUUUGAGAUCUAGCCGGCCCCUUUGUUCAACGGCUUUUUCUAGAUAUAUCAAUGACUCUCUUUUUGUCGUUUUCGAUAUUAUUUGGACACUAGCCGGCAUCUUUGUUCAACCACUUUUCUAGAGAAGCAACGGCUCUCUACGUCCUCUUUGAUAGUAAUUGGGUAUCGCAAGGUGUGUGGUACCCUGCUGUGGGGCGUUCGUUGGCCUGUCACCACGGAAGGCGUCAGGUUGACCGGUGCGGACGGUGGAGGAUACUGAGCAGACCGGAACGGUUUUGAAAUGUGAAGACAGCAACACAACGGAAAAGUAAAUAUCGAGCUCUGGAGGUUCCAGCGAAGAAUGAAGAACAGUGUCCGACGUGUGUCGUCUUCGAUAUUUCUUAUUUUGGUUUGAAUGCGGACCUCUCCUUUCCUCGUUUUGCGGAAAGGCGCGUCCCAUGGAAUGCCAAACUGCUAUUUUCUGCGUUCUAGACUUGUGUGCCCACCCACUGGAGACAGCCCCUACCUGGCGGGUAAUGCUUUCAGCGCUGGUUUAAUGUGACGGACGAAAAAAAAAUAGACUAGUCGAGAGAGAGCGGGUGGACCAUGUUGGAGUUGCCCUCGAGAACACAGCGAUGAUCAUCGCGCGCCUUGUGUCGCCGGUCAGGUGUUCCCGGGAAUGGUUUCAUCGGUUUGUCUCUCCCAGUGCGGAGAUGGAUGGAUGGAUGCGUAAAUUUAAAUUUUGUCGAGGUGGUUUCUGGCCAACAGGACGGUGACUCCGCCCGUCGACAUGUAUGAGCACAACCGGUGUCAAGAGGGAAAAUCGCGACCCGAAGCGAUGCGGCCUAAAGACAGCUAUUUUGAGUUUACACAUCGCGCUGUGGUGGGUGUAAGCGCUCCGGAGGGUAGUAGUGCUGCAGUAGGAAGGAACUUGGUUGGUGCCAACACCUUGAAGGCAGACAGCUUCAUAGCGUAACCAACCAAAGUGAGUCCAGACCACUCUUGGCUCCUGUCUACCAUAUAUACCGUAUAUGAUACACGACAACUCACCCCCUUGACCAAUUUUCGAAGCUCGAUUUCUCAACGGCAGGAAGAGUCACAGCGCCGAAAAAGGCGGCGUUGGAACCGUCUCGUCGAGAGCUUUCCGAAAAGGUAUCGUUUCGUUAGUUCAUCCUCUUCGUCGUGGAGAAGUCGAGCUUUGAAAAUCGGUCUUUGGGGUGUGUUGUCUUGUGUCAAAUACGGUAGUCGCGUCCACCAUCGCAAUCACGUUUUACUGCUGUGGCUUUUUGCACAGAGAAGCUCGCCAAACUUUAGCCUCGCUUCAGGGCAACUUCACAGAGACAAAGAAAUAGGAAGAACAAAAAAAAGGACAUUGUUCACCCUCGACAACGACGGAGGAGGGUCUCUUCGCUUCUCGCCGUUGGCAAAUAUACAAACAUCACAAUCUUUUUUUCCGUUCUCCACCACCACUAAACAUGAAACCGUUCCGAUACACACGAAGCGGAAGACUUGUUCUUAUCUAAUGGGAUAUGUACGUACCUUCACCAAUGUGAAACAACAUCAAACUCACUCGCGUCUGGGGUGCAACCUCGGGGGCCGACUCAACGUUGAUCCGUGCAACGCAUGCAUGCAUGUAUCCCCCAACUACAACAGCAGUCGCAUCAAUCACCGGUCUGCCUGGUGACGAAAAGCACCGAAGAACAAGCUUCUUCGAAUGUCGAAUCAUGACCCCGUUUUCACGACUCUCACCAACGACCCCAUUAAAGCUUCGAGAAACGUUCACACGCGCAUGGCAGUCCCGGUCGCUACCCUACGUACCGACCACAAUACAGUGAUCGCACGGAGGCUAUCCCUCGCCCAGCAAGCAGGACGAAAGAGACGAAACAACGCUCGAGACAACAAGUCCUCUACCACCGCCUUCAGGGUUCAUCUGGAUGCGAGCGAAUGUACAAAGCGGGGGGGGGAGGGGUGGACUCUUCCCUGAUUCUAAUGAUAGGUCGUCACAUCAAACGAGACCGAAUGCAGCACGCUCGACGUCGACCUUGAGUCACAUUGAUCGCGAGCUAUUCUGGGGAGAAAUAAAAACGUCAGUUAAGGCAGGAGAGCCGCAUCAUGCAUCCGCCCUCUCCAUCAAUCGUGUCGGGAGGCGAUCGAAAUGGCCGAACGUUUGAUCAAAAGGCACAGCACGAUGGCCGGCGCCACCCUGCCAGCUAAUAGACAAUUCUGCGCAUCCCCCCUCGAAAGGUCAAUACCCCCUUCCCCCCUGGUCUGUUUCCG